This is a messenger RNA of Chelmon rostratus (copperband butterflyfish), 2654 nucleotides long. It is a transcript of the gene bmp5, whose product is annotated as bone morphogenetic protein 5. Gene Ontology annotation, molecular function: cytokine activity; growth factor activity. Gene Ontology annotation, cellular component: extracellular region. The transcript has 7 exons. Bases 455 to 1831 code for a protein of 458 amino acids. The record is from RefSeq and is a predicted model, not a curated record. Gene Ontology annotation, biological process: SMAD protein signal transduction. NCBI's taxonomy places the organism in Eukaryota, Metazoa, Chordata, Actinopteri, Chaetodontiformes, Chaetodontidae.
AGUCAAAUGCGAGCAGGAGCGUGAGUCGAGAGCUCCUCUCUGUUAACGCACUUCGACGCAUUUCAUCCGCUGGAAACUCCGGGUUAUCCCUCGACUUUAUGGGCGUACCUACGCGUUUCUGCAUCACAGAGGAGUAAGGUGAGGGACGGGGGUCACGUCUCCAUAAAUACUUGGUGUGUGCGGAGACCCUGGAUGGACCCUGGAGGAGUAAAUACUGCUGGAGGAGCCUCGCGCACAGGAGAGGAGCGGCGACUUUUCUGCAAGCUGAUACCUCAUUUGUAGAAGCGCUGACUAUAUAUAUUUUUUAAAAAAAGCCUCCGCAGUUGCCCUCGUGAAAGCUGUGGUGCCUCUGUCUCCUAUGGAAAGCCUAUGAUUCUGUAUUGGCAGAAAUAUAUAUUAUUUUACUUGUGCGAUGUAGUUCAACUUCACACCCCAGAGUGAACUACUUGCCAAGAUGACAGCGCUUACACCUUUGAGCCGUGCCGUGCUUGGACUGGCGUGGAGCUGCAUCAGUUUUCUGUCCUGCGCGCAUUGCGGGUUAAGUGACAACCAUGUGCACUCCAGUUUUAUUUACAGGAGGUUGCGCAAUCACGAGCGCCGGGAGAUCCAGAGAGAGAUCCUCUCCAUCCUGGGCUUGCCUCACCGUCCGAGGCCCUUCUCUCCCGGGAAGCAGGCGUCCUCCGCGCCGCUGUUCAUGCUCGACCUGUACAACGCCAUGGCCGUGGAGGAGGAGGAGGAGGGGGGGUUGCAGCAGGGCGUGGGGAAGAGCUUCAGUGCCAAGGCUCAAGGGCACUCCAGGAAAGGCUACUACAGCCCCCAGCAUGCCGGGUACUCCCGCGUGGCGCAGCCUUACCGCGCGGCCCCUCUGUUAGGCCACAGCCCCGCGCUCACCUCAGCGCACGACACCAACUUCCUGAACGACGCCGACAUGGUUAUGAGUUUUGUCAAUUUAGUGGAGAAAGAUAAAGAUUUUUCUCACCAACGAAGACACUACAAGGAGUUCCGUUUUGAUCUGACUCAGAUCCCCGAUGGAGAGGCGGUGACUGCUGCAGAGUUUCGAAUCUAUAAGGACCGCAGUCAUUCCCGAUACGACAAUAUCACUCUGAAGGUUUCCAUAUAUCAAGUCAUCAAGGAAUAUCAAAACAAAGAUGCAGAGACGUUCUUGCUCGAUUCCAAAAAGGUCCAGGCGUCCGAUGGGGGCUGGCUAGUAUUUGACAUCACGGCCACCAGUAACCACUGGGUGAUGAACCCACAGCAGAACCUGGGCCUGCAGCUCUGUGUGGAGACUGUAGAUGGCCGAAGUAUCAACAUAAAAUCUGCUGGAAUCAUUGGAAGGAACGGGCCUCAGUCCAAACAGCCGUUCCUUGUUGCUUUCUUCAAGGCCAGUGGGGUGUUGCUUCGCUCCGUCAGAGCUGCUGGUGGGAAGAAAAAGAACCACAAUCGCAAUAAAUCUACUAAUCAACAAGAAUCAUCCAGGGCACCAAAAACUGGAGAUUACAACACAAGUGAACAGAAGCAAGCCUGCAAGAAGCAUGAACUUUAUGUCAGUUUUCGAGAUUUGGGCUGGCAGGACUGGAUCAUUGCACCUGAGGGCUAUGCUGCUUUUUACUGCGAUGGUGAAUGCUCUUUUCCUCUCAAUGCACACAUGAAUGCAACAAAUCAUGCAAUUGUGCAAACCCUGGUCCAUUUAAUGUUUCCUGACAAUGUGCCAAAGCCAUGCUGUGCUCCAACCAAGCUCAAUGCAAUAUCAGUACUUUACUUUGAUGACAGCUCAAAUGUUAUCCUCAAGAAAUAUAGAAAUAUGGUAGUUAGGUCUUGUGGUUGCCAUUAGAAGCUGGGGGUAACUUUAAUUUAUGCUACUUGGUACGGGAAUCGCUGGAAAACACGUCUGCUGCAGGUGUGAUGUGAUGUACAGUAUUAUGUGUAUAAAGUUUUAUUACCUAAUUUAUUUUGUUGUUUUUUUUAAAUAGCACUGAACAUUGUGAUAUUUAAAUGAUUAGGACAAAUUGUUGAUUUUACUUUAUGGCAGUUAUCAUUUAACUUUUGUGUCCAUUGGCAUAUACUCGCUCUUAGUUACGUCUGUAUGAUAACUUUUAUGAGUUAACUAUUCACUGGAGUCAUCAUGAUACAUAAGAUCGCUUCCCCUUCUGCUUGUUUUUCCCCUUUCACGAUACACUCGUGCUAUAAAUGCUCACUGAGAUGUGGUUAUACUUGGAUGUCAGUAUAUGAUAUUUUUUUCCUCAGUGCUAAUUUUGUAUUCAGUUUAUUUCUGUAAUGGACCAAUACAUGGCCGAUGCAUGCAGAAUAAUGUCACAAAAUGCAGCAUCACAAGUUCACAUUAAAAACAAGGGAGACUUCAAGGUGACGCUAUUAGUGCUUAAGCUGCAACUUGAACAGACUGUUGGAAAAUCUGUAAAUCAAACUGGUUCACGGGGGAAAAAAAUGAGCAUUCUCUAAUCUAAACCAAACUGCUCAAAGCUUUUUUCAAGCUGUCACCAUCUUUCAGCACUGAUACUGUUUUACCUAUUCCACGCCAGUUUUUUUUUUUUCUACAAGAGAGUGUGUCCUCAGAAGGGGAUUAUGAAACACUUCCAUAAACACUGUUUUCUCAUUCCUGUCUGGACGUCUUUGCUUCACACUAAUUCUAGCUUACG